UGAACGCAGCACUUUCUGCGGUUUAUUUAGGUUUUCUUCAAGCAGCGUCUGACACCGGACUGUCGACAUGCCGGCCGAUGUGAGCCGGUGGAGCGGGCCUCUCGCCCUGCAGGAGGUCGACGAGCAGCCGGCGGAGCCGCUGACUGUUAGAUACGAGUCCGUGGAAGUAGAAGAACUCGGGAAAGUGCUCACGCCGACACAGGUGCAGAGUCGACCCACCUGUGUCGAGUGGGAAGGAUGCGACUCCAGUAAGCUGUACACAUUGGCCCUGACCGACCCGGAUGCUCCCAGCAGGAAGGACCCCAAAUUCAGGGAGUGGCACCACUUUCUGGUGGUCAACAUGAAGGGGAACGACGUGUCCUCCGGCUGCGUGCUCUCGGACUACGUGGGCUCGGGUCCUCCAAAGGGCACAGGUCUGCACCGGUACGUGUGGCUGGUGUACGAGCAGCCGGGCCUCCUGUCCUGCAGCGAGCCCGUCCUCACCAACCGGUCCGGAGACGGCCGUGGACAGUUCAAGAUCCAGAGUUUCAGGCAGAAGUACGGCCUGGGGCCCCCGAGGGCCGGGACCUGCUACCAGGCAGAAUGGGACGUCUACGUGCCCAAACUCUACGAGCAGCUCGCCGGGAAGUAAACCAGAGGACCCACCGACUCCCGGCAACUUAUUUCUGUGGCGCUGAAUAUUAUUUUUCCCACCGUUGCCUUUCAUCGCGGUGCAAACGGCUCCUCUCGAUGACGUCACCCACUCGUCUGCAAUAAAUGAGUCAAAACUC
Molecule: messenger RNA, 770 nt
Organism: Pseudoliparis swirei
Lineage: Eukaryota; Metazoa; Chordata; Actinopteri; Perciformes; Liparidae
Product: phosphatidylethanolamine-binding protein 1-like
Exons: 4
Coding region: 68-631 (187 amino acids)
Biological process (GO): negative regulation of MAPK cascade
Source: RefSeq, a predicted model, not a curated record